AUGUCAUUCUUCAGCUACAAGGACUACAUAGAGGAAGGCGAUUUGGUUCUCGCCUUCAUCAACAGAACUACCAUCAAACCCAUAUAUGUUAAGAGUGGAGAAAUUCUCAAUACCCGUUAUGGCCAUUUCCUUCACUCUACCAUGAUCGGGAUGAAAUACGGUGCACAGAUGCGUGGUGCUAAAGGAUACGGGUUUAUCCACUUGUUGUAUCCUUCUCCGGAAAUGUGGACCUUAUCUUUACCUCAUAGAACUCAAAUUGUGUACACGCCAGACUCGUCAUACAUUAUACAGCGUUUGAAUGUACGACCUGGAUCCAGAGUCAUUGAAGCUGGAACAGGAUCGGCGUCGUUUACUCAUUCCUUUGCGAGAACAGUGGGAACAAGGGGAAAGGUGUUUACAUUUGAGUUUCACGAACCAAGGUUUUUGGAGGCAAAGACGGAGUUGCUGGAUCAUGGGUUGACAAACACAAUCAUUACCCAUCGUGACGUAUGUAAUGGUGGUUUCGACAUCAACGACACAAUCGAUGGAGACGUGGUGUUUUUGGAUUUGCCAUCUCCGUGGGAUGCUAUACCGCAUUUGGAUACAGUCAUUGCAAAACAAAGGCAAGUGGGAAUAUGUUGUUUUUCACCGUGUAUUGAACAAGUGGCGAAAACUGUGACUGCGUUAGAGGAAAAUGGAUGGACGAAUGUGGAAAUGGUUGAGAUUGCCGCCAAGAGAUGGGAAGCACGCAAAGAGAUGAAAAGAGAUGUGAGUAAUGCUAUCAACAGAAUCAAAGACAUACAGGUGAGGAAACAAUAUGGGAUUGAAAGUAGAAGAGCAGGACAGCCACCACAAAAAUUGGCCAAAUCGGAUGACUCAUUCAAGUCAGUAAGAAAAAGUGCCAAGGUCAAAGAAGGUGAAGAUGGGUAUGAGUGGCUUGAGGUGACAAAGACAGAAUCGGAAAUUAAAAGUCACACAUCGUAUUUGACAUUUGCGUAUAGAAUAUGUGUGAGGUAG
Molecule: messenger RNA, 996 nt
Organism: Lodderomyces parapsilosis
Lineage: Eukaryota; Fungi; Ascomycota; Pichiomycetes; Serinales; Debaryomycetaceae
Product: tRNA 1-methyladenosine methyltransferase subunit
Exons: 1
Coding region: 1-996 (331 amino acids)
Biological process (GO): tRNA methylation
Cellular component (GO): tRNA (m1A) methyltransferase complex; nucleus
Source: RefSeq, a predicted model, not a curated record